AGAUGUUGGAAAAGUUCAACAAGUAUUGGAGUGAAUAUGUUAUGGUACUGGCAUUUGGAGUUAUAUUUGAUCCAAGAUAUAAGUGGGAAUUUGUGGACUUUGCUUUAAAGAAGGUACAUGGGGAAACAGAAGGAGAAAGGAUGUCUAGUGAAGUACUAACCCACUUUGCUCAACUAUAUAGAGAAUAUGAAGACCCUACCAUUGUUAGACAUUCUAAUUGGAGCGGUACUGGGGGCACACAAUCUGUUGUUGAUGAUAAUGAUUCAGAUAUCGCGGAAUUUGCAUCUUAUGAUUACAUUGAUUCAUCAAAGACUGAGAUUGACGUGUAUUUACGAGAGCAAAGAAUGCCACUCUCAUGUAAGACGGAUGUGUUGAAUUAUUGGAGCGAAAAUUCAGUUCGGUUCCCUGUACUUUCUUCCAUGGCCAGAGAUGUUUUAUCUAUUCCAAUCACCACUGUUGCCUCGGAAUCAACAUUUAGUAUGGGAGGGAGGAUUUUAAACAAAUGGAGAAGCUCUCUCAAAUCAAAAAAUGUAAAUGCUUUAGUGACGUGUAAAAAUUGGUUAACUGGAUAUGAAGAUAUUGAAGAAGAAGGAGCAUCCGUUAACAUUCUAAUUGAUUCUGAUGAUGAAGAAGAUACAUAAGGCAGGAUUUUGUUAUCUUUAGAUAAGAAUCAGUUAUAAUAUCUUUGUCUUCUCAAAGGCACUUUUUUUUAAUAUUUAGACUCUUAGUAGUUUUGUUGUUAGUUACUUGUUUUUAGAUUUUUCUUAACGGAAAUUUCAUGAAAUGCCCUCGAGUUUUGCCAUAAUUCACCAAACGCCCAUCAAGUUUCAAUAAUUCAUAAAAUACCCCUCACAAUUCGUACAAAUACCCAACAUACCCUUACUAAUAACGGGCCGUUAGUCUGCCGUUAGCCAAGUUUCCAAUUCACCCAAAUGCCCCUAUUCUGAAACUUAUUUCACCAAAUGCCCCUAUUAGGAAACUUAUUUCACCAAAUGCCCCAAAUUUAAAUAUAGCUAUUCUGAUGUUCCGGCGGCUAGUUUUUGUGUUUGAAAAGUGGUUCUUGGUCAUGGUUGGCUAUAAAAACCCCUUUGCUGAAUGGUUCUUGUAUUUUAGAUGUUAUUUUACUUUACUUUGCUAAUUUCAUAAGAUUUGUGUCAUGAGUUUUCUUUCAAAAUCAUCUUCCACACCCAAUGAGUCCACAUAUAUUAGGGUACCUAACAAAUUUUGUUAUUGUGGUAGGAAUGGAGGUUGAAGUUUGGUAGGUACUCUAAUAUAUGUGGACUCAUUGGGUGUAGAUGAUGAUUUUGAAAGAAAACUCAUGACAAAAAUCUUAUGAAAUUAGCAAAGCAAAUCAAAAUAACAUCUAACUUACAAGAACCAUUCAGCAAAGGGGCUUUUAUAGUCAACCGUGACCAACAACUACCUUUCAAACACAAAAACUAGUCGCUGAAACAUCAAAAUAGCUAUAGUUAAGUUUGGGGCAUUUGGUGAAAUAAGUUUCACAAUAGGGGCAUUUGGUGAAAUAAGUUUCAGAAUAGGGGCAUUUGGGUGAAUUGAAAACUUGGCUAACGACAGACUAACGGUCCGUUAUUAGUAAGGGUAUGUUGGGUAUUUGUACGAAUUGUGAGGGGUAUUUUAUGAAUUAUUGAAACUUGAUGGGCGUUUGGUGAAUUAUGGAAAAACUCGAGGGCAUUUCAUGAAAUAUCCGUUUUCUUAAUCUGGGUGUGAUUAGGAUCUAGAACUCACUCUUGUUAGUAUUGU
Spinacia oleracea (spinach) is the source of this 1761-nucleotide messenger RNA. RefSeq names its product zinc finger BED domain-containing protein DAYSLEEPER. Gene Ontology annotation, molecular function: protein dimerization activity; DNA binding. The transcript has 3 exons. The coding region runs from base 3 to 641 and encodes 212 amino acids. The record is from RefSeq and is a predicted model, not a curated record. Lineage: Eukaryota; Viridiplantae; Streptophyta; Magnoliopsida; Caryophyllales; Amaranthaceae.